CCUGCGCAGUUGUACAGUCACUUCCCGGAAGUGACGAAGCGAAAGUAAAUCCCUUCAGAAAGUUAACUCAGCUGCGGCUUCUAAGUUGUGUGAAUCGUUUAACCUGAACAGCUUCACUCCCUGGACCCGGAUGGAUGAGACCUGAGGGAAAAGAAGAGGAGGCCACCGACCCAUCGGUCCCAGUCCCGCUGCGUCGGUCCAUCAUGGCUCCGAUGGUUCUGUUGCGGCUCUCACCAGCAGAACUCUAACCCGAACCAUUCAGACAGUCCAGCAUGUACGGACCUUCAGCCAUGGAACCAGAACCAGAACCGGACCUGACCAUUGUCCUGCUGGGGAACUCUGGUGUGGGGAAGAGCGCGUCGGGGAACACCAUCCUAGGCCGCGCGGCGUUCAUGUCCCGGGCGUCCUUCAGUCCCAGCAGCAUCCCUGUCAGACAGGAAGUGGGUCGGGUCUUCGGGACGCGGGUCCGGGUCGUGGACACGGCCGGGAUCCUGGAGUUCGAGGAACAGAUCCGGUUCUGCUGCCAGGAAGUUCAGCGGACCAGCCGGGCCCACCUGUUCCUGCUGGUUCUGAAGCUGGACCGCUUCACCCAGGAGCAGAACCGGGCGGUUGAGGCAUCCCUCAGGGCAGUCGGGGGGGAAGGCUUCGACCGCUGCUUCCUGCUCUUCACCCAUGGAGACGCCCUGAAGGACGCCUCGUUAAGGGAGGCCGCCUCGUUAAGGGAGGCCGCCUCGUUAAGAGACGCCGCCCUGAGGGAUUUUGUGUUCAGGGACGAGCAGAGCUCGCUACCGGAGGUGGCUCGUAGGUUCUAUGGGCGGAUGCACCUGUUCAACAAUGAGGACGGUGGAGGACAGCAGGUCCAGGAGCUACUGGACAAGGCUGGACACCUGUUGCUACCUUCAGAAACUUCCAGUGACGGGACAGACCGGGUCACAGGUUCUGAUGGUCCAGACGGUUCUGAUGGUUUUGCUGGUUCCGCCCUGCUGAGGGACAGGAGGAUCGUCCUGAUCGGACCAGCUGGUUCUGGAAAGAGUUCUGCUGGGAACACUCUGCUCGGGUUCCGGCGCUUUGAACCAGACUCGGAUUUUGCCGGAGUGCGGUCAGACCCGGAGCGCUGCUCUGCUGAGGUGGGCCGGGUCCAGCUCACUGUGGUGGACUCGGCUGGACUGUCGGAGGAGGUUCUGACCCUAAACCGGCUGGUUAUGGAACUCCGGACCUGGAUGUACCUGGCGGAACCGGGACCUCACGUACUGGUUCUGGUGCUGAAGAUCGGCCGGCUGAGCUACGGUUCCACCCAACUGCUGCGCCUGCUGACCCGGCUCCUGGACCAGAACCAGAAUCUGGCCCGGCAUGCUGCAGUUCUGUUCACCCACGGAGACGCCCUGGGGGGCCGGAACCUGACUGACCGGGUCCAGGCCAGCAGCUGCGUGUCGGACCUGCUGACCCGCUGCGGCGGCAGGCACGCGGUUCUGGAUAACACUCAGAACCAGGAUCAGGUCCAGGUGGACCGGUUCCUACGCCUGCUGGACCAGAUGGUCCAAGAGAACUCGGGACGGUUCUUGAGCCCAGCUGACUGGAACCGGCCACCAGGUCCGGGUCAAACGUUCUGGAGCAGACUGAGAGGAUCGGGUCUGCUCAGGGUUCUGUCUGCAGUCGGGUUGGUCCAGAUUUUGCUGGUCAAUAACCAGAACUAUCGGUUCUGCUGCUGACCCAGAGACACGGGGCCAGACCCGGUCCUGGUUCUAUUCCUGGCUCCAUUUCUGAAUAUAUCUGGAGCAUUCUCUGUUUCAGAACAGUCCUGUCGAACCGGACCGGGUCUGUCCAGGUUCUGCUGCUGAGCCAGAGACAACGGUUUUCAUUUUUCUGCAGAACAAAAUAUUUCUGUUUUUU
This is a messenger RNA of Xiphophorus maculatus (southern platyfish), 1890 nucleotides long. RefSeq names its product GTPase IMAP family member 8-like. The record is from RefSeq and is a predicted model, not a curated record. Bases 273 to 1709 code for a protein of 478 amino acids. The transcript is spliced from 4 exons. Lineage: Eukaryota; Metazoa; Chordata; Actinopteri; Cyprinodontiformes; Poeciliidae. Gene Ontology annotation, molecular function: GTP binding.